UACAUUAACAACAACAACAACAACAACAAAGAGAAAGAACGUCAAAAACAAAAACAAAAACAAAAACAGAACAGCGAGAGAAAGAGAGAGAGCUCACAGGAAUGCUUAUCUUUGCCUCCAAUUCUUAAACCCUUAGGUUUUUCCAUAUUUGAAGGUUAAACCCAUUGCAUGGCGUUUUGGAUAAACAAGGAAAUCUAAAGCAACUCUGUUACUUCACAUGAAAAGCGAGUAGUACGGACAAUGGCGAACCUUUAUCCCUCUAAUUUGUUAUCUGCUUCCACUCGUUUCAAAGCCUCCACUGAAAUGGCUCUCAAGACCCAUCACCACCCUUUUCUUCAGGGAUUCAAGGAGGGAUUUUCACAAUAUGAUAAAAAAUGCCACUAUAGUUCAAGUUUUAUACCAUCAGGGUUAUUUCAGAAUUCUGGGCCCAAAGUCAUGUGUGCAAUGAACAUGGCUUCAGGGCAGUCAGAUGAUCCUGGGAAGACAAAAUUGGAACGCCUGCAGGACAUGGCAAUCAAACUGUGGGAAAGUACCCCUGCUCCAGUAAAGAGUUUCCCCUGGAAUAGAGCAUUUGACAACUUCGUCCAACUCAUCCUUGACCUUAUCUUGGCAGUUGUCAGAUACUUAAGUGUACCUCUACUGGUGGUGUCCUCCCUUAGUGAGAUAUCAUAUUGUGCACAUGAAAAGAAGCUGUUUCUUAUGCCUGUCCCAUUACUUAUUGGAAUUGCUGUUGCUGAAGUCUUGAGGCAGACAGCCUUGGAUGUCUCUCCACUUCUCAAGGAUGCAGAAGUUCCAUGGCAUCUGAUUUGCAUGGCUAUUUUGUUCACGCUUCUUAAAUUAGCAGGGCCAUCUCUACCAUACUGGGGCCGGAUAUUUGUCCCACACUUUGCCAAUGGGGGUUUGUUUAGAACUCUAUGGGCAUUUUGGCAGCGUAGGAAAAGGCACUGAGAAAUUAGAGCAUUCAGUAAAUAAGAUCCAAUUCUUGCAGGAAAAAAAUAUAACAGGUUGAAGAACAGGGCAGAAGGAGUAAGGAUCUUUCUUGUCAAUUUUUGGGCAGAGCAUUGUAGUGGUUGUCAUUAUUGUAAUAAGAAAGUUCAAAUUAGAAUUUCAUUUGUCAAUUUGAUACAAUACCUGUAGUCAAUGAAUAGCUAUAUUUUGAUGCUUUUUUGUGUUCAUAUGGAUGUACUUUAAUACACAGGCAUUAUAGAUUGAGUUCAUGCUAUUUCAAUUGGUCACUUUAUCA
Molecule: messenger RNA, 1243 nt
Organism: Ziziphus jujuba (common jujube)
Lineage: Eukaryota; Viridiplantae; Streptophyta; Magnoliopsida; Rosales; Rhamnaceae
Exons: 4
Coding region: 241-948 (235 amino acids)
Source: RefSeq, a predicted model, not a curated record